This is a messenger RNA of Exophiala xenobiotica, 435 nucleotides long. RefSeq lists its product as uncharacterized. The transcript has a single exon. The coding region runs from base 1 to 435 and encodes 144 amino acids. Lineage: Eukaryota; Fungi; Ascomycota; Eurotiomycetes; Chaetothyriales; Herpotrichiellaceae. The record is from RefSeq and is a predicted model, not a curated record.
AUGGCCUGUCAGGCAAUCGAACUCUCUGCUCUGAUCUCCAAUCACAGGCAUACUCUGCGACGACUGGUGCUUAGAAACCUACUUUUGGUCGAAGCCCAUCAACGAAACUCUCCAGCGUGCUGGGUCCAUACCUUCGAAGAGAUUCGAUCUUACCACAUUCCCCAUGUCAAGCUUGCGGGUUCCUUCGCAAAUCCGACGAACCAGCAAUGGGCUGUUCGUGGAGCCACUGAAGAUCCGACAUGCCUUCUCAGCAGAGUCCAAGCCUGGCUAGUGGGAGAGGGCGAAGAGGUUUGUCCCAUCGAACGUGCUGCCGUACGGCUCGAUUCGAGUGGAAGGGAGAUUGUGCCGUUGGCAGGGGACCGUCCUGUAGGCGACACGUCGUUCUGCUUAGACAUGAGCCCGGCCCCUUCCGAAGACUUGGAUGGCGAAGAUUGA